Messenger RNA from Stegastes partitus (bicolor damselfish), 10069 nucleotides. RefSeq names its product homeodomain interacting protein kinase 2 (gene hipk2). Gene Ontology annotation, molecular function: transcription corepressor activity; transcription coactivator activity; ATP binding. The record is from RefSeq and is a predicted model, not a curated record. Lineage: Eukaryota; Metazoa; Chordata; Actinopteri; Pomacentridae. The coding region runs from base 403 to 4137 and encodes 1244 amino acids. Gene Ontology annotation, biological process: peptidyl-threonine phosphorylation; peptidyl-serine phosphorylation; smoothened signaling pathway. The transcript has 15 exons. Gene Ontology annotation, cellular component: PML body; cytoplasm; nucleus.
UCGACUCUCUCACUGUACACCAAACUCGCUGCGCUCUGACCACUGCAACUUUUGCAGAGACUCCUCACUCCACAGACAUGUCGCACAAUAGCUGAAGUAAACCUGUCAUCGUGGCUCAUCAUCGGAGCCCAAGAGAAACACACCGCAGGCGGGAUUGGAGCCGCACAGCCUCCUCUUCUGUUGGCUUCUUUUUCUUCUUCUUCCCCCCUCGGAUCGGACCGUACUGUUUGAAAAACGCCUGGAUAUGAAUUAUGAGCAUUUUCCUCACUAAUGAACUGGGCCAGUAAUGCAGGAGACCGCGGCGACCCUCUCAUCAGUGUUCCAAGAUGGCAGAUUUUUAUUGAGUUUUGAACAGAAAUCUCGCUUUAUUUUUUGCCAUGAAUAACAGAAAUCCUUGCACCGAUGGCCCCUGUAUACGAAGGUAUGGCCUCGCAAGUGCAAGUGUUCUCCCCUCACACUCUCCAGUCAAGUGCCUUCUUUAGCGUGAAGAAACUGAAGGUGGAGCAGAGUUGUAACUGGGAUAUGACAGGGUACGGCACACACAGCAAAGUCUACAGCCACAACAGCAGCAAGAACGUGUCGGCCACCAGUGGCCCCCUAGGCAUCAACAGCUCCCUGCAGGUCGCCAGCUCCACCCUGCCCUACGAGCAGGCGCUCAUCUUCCCAGCCAGCGCGGGCCACAUCGUGGUCGCCUCAGCCAGCAGCACUUCGGGGGCCGUGGGGUCUCUGCUGGGCAGCGGGGGUGGAGGCAGUAGCAGCAACAGUAGUGGUGGUGGAGGUGGCGGGGGCGGCAGUGGUGUGGGCGGUGGGGUUGGAGUUCACAACCUGACACGCCGCAGCACGGUCAGUCUCCUCGACACCUACCAGCGAUGCGGGCUUAAACGCAAGAGUGAGGAGCUUGAUAACAACAGCAGCGUGCAGAUCAUUGAGGAGCACGGCCCAUCAAUGAUCCAGAACGGAGCAGCGAGCGGGGCCACGGUGGCCACGGUGGCCACUGCCACCUCCACGGCCACGUCCAAGAACAGCGGCUCCAACAACGAGGGGGACUACCAGCUGGUGCAGCAUGAGGUGCUCUGCUCCAUGACCAACACCUACGAAGUCUUGGAGUUCUUGGGAAGAGGAACCUUCGGACAGGUGGUCAAGUGCUGGAAGAGGGGCACCAACGAGAUAGUGGCGAUCAAGAUCCUGAAGAACCACCCGUCGUACGCACGGCAGGGCCAGAUCGAGGUCAGCAUCCUGGCACGUCUCAGCACGGAGAGCGCAGACGACUACAACUUUGUGAGGGCCUACGAGUGCUUCCAGCACAAGAACCACACGUGCCUGGUAUUUGAGAUGUUGGAGCAGAACCUGUACGACUUUCUCAAGCAGAACAAGUUCAGCCCUCUGCCACUCAAAUACAUCAGACCCGUGCUGCAGCAGGUGGCCACAGCGCUAAUGAAACUGAAGAGCCUGGGGCUGAUCCACGCUGACCUGAAGCCAGAGAACAUCAUGCUCGUGGACCCGUCUCGACAGCCCUACCGGGUCAAAGUCAUUGACUUUGGCUCUGCCAGCCACGUGUCCAAAGCGGUCUGCUCCACGUAUCUACAGUCCAGAUACUACCGGGCUCCAGAGAUCAUCCUGGGCCUGCCGUUCUGCGAGGCCAUCGACAUGUGGUCCCUGGGCUGCGUAAUCGCCGAGCUCUUCCUGGGAUGGCCCCUCUACCCCGGAGCCUCAGAGUACGAUCAGAUCCGGUACAUCUCACAGACACAGGGUCUUCCUGCAGAGUAUCUGUUGAGCGCAGGGACGAAGACCACCAGGUUCUUCAACAGAGAUCCAGACUCGACGUAUCCUCUCUGGAGACUUAAGACUCCAGAGGACCACGAGGGUGAAACAGGGAUCAAGUCCAAGGAGGCUCGCAAGUACAUCUUCAACUGUUUGGAUGAUAUGGCGCAGGUGAACAUGACGUCAGAUCUGGAGGGGAGCGACAUGCUGGCAGAGAAGGCCGACAGGAGGGAGUUCAUCGACUUGUUAACCAAGAUGCUGACCAUUGACGCAGACAAGAGGAUCACCCCCAUCGAAACGCUGAACCACCCCUUUGUUACGAUGUCACAUCUCCUUGAUUUCCCUCACAGCACACAUGUGAAGUCGUGCUUCCAAAACAUGGAGAUCUGUAAGCGUCGCGUCAACAUGUACGACACAGUCAACCAGAGCAAGACGCCCUUUAUCACCCACGUGGCCCCCAGCACCUCCACCAACCUCACCAUGACCUUCAACAACCAGCUGAACACUGUGCACAGCCAGGCCACCAACCUGGCUCCCUCCUCCACCAACAAUGCCACCCUUUCCUUUGCAAGUCCUGAUGUCUCCAUACUAAACUACCAAUCUGCACUCUACCAGCCCUCCGCUGCCUCCAUGGCAGCCGUGGCCCAGAGGAGCAUGCCCCUGCAGCCAGGGGCUCCUCAGCUCUGCGCUGCCCGGCCUGACCCCUUCCAGCAGGCGCUCAUAGUCUGCCCACCUGGUUUCCAAGGGCUGCAGGCUUCCCCUUCCAAGCACACCAGUUACUCUGUGCGGAUGGAGAAUGCUGUUCCCAUAGUGACGCAGGCCCCUGGUGCCCAGCCUCUGCAGAUUCAACCUGGCCUCCUUACACAGCAGGCCUGGCCCAGCGGCACCCAGCAGAUCCUGCUGCCUCCAGCCUGGCAGCAGCUCACCCACACCUCAGUCCAGCAUGCCACUGUCAUCCCCGACUCCAUGAGCAGCACACAAACUCUUGCCAACUGGAGGAAUUCCCACCCUCAUGGCAGCCAUUAUAAUCCCAUCAUGCAGCAGCCGGCCUUGCUGGCUGGUCACGUCACGCUCCCAUCCAACCAGACCCUCAAUGUGGGAGUGGCACAUGUUAUGAGGCAGCCGUCAACCAAUAACAACUCCUCUUCCAAAAAGAACAAACAGCACCAGAUGUCUGCCAGGAACAUGUCAGCCUACGAGGUGUCGUCCUCCCAAGUGGUGCUGUCUCCUCAGCGCUCCAAGCGGGUGAAGGAGAACACGCCUCCACGCUGCGCCGUGCUACAGAACGGCUCGGCCUCCAACUGUCCGCCCACGCAGGGCUGCGGGGGCGGGGGGUGGGGGGCGAGCGAAGCGGAGCAGGCUUCCAGCACCACCCGCGACCAUCAGCACCAGCACCACGUCCCCAGACAGACCAUCAUCAUCCCCGACACUCCCAGCCCCGCGGUCAGCAUCAUCACCAUCAGCAGCGACACGGACGAGGAAGACGACCACAAACAGAACAACAGUUCGUCUUCUAAGCAGAGAAAGAAUGUCAUCAGUUGUGUGACGGUCCACGACUCGCCGGACUCCGACUGUUCCAGCAACAACAGUCCCUACACCGUGGAGUCGAGACCCCCAAACAACAACAGCUACGACACAAAGACCACCAUCCUGGACAACUACAACAACGGAAACCCCCGCACCAUCAUCAUCCCCCCUCUCAAAACCCAGAACAGCGAGGUCCCGACCGAGUGCGAGCGCCUGAUGCCAGACGCAAUGAACCAUCAGAAUUCAGCUUACAAGUUCAAAUCCUCCAAUGGAGUGGCAUCUGGCAAUAAUCACAUACCAGGGGGCGUAACUGGAGGCGGGUCCUACCGACAGCAGCGCUCAGGGCCACACCCCCUCCAGCAGCAGCCUCUCAAUCUCAGCCAGGCCCAGCAGCACAUGGUAGCCGAGCGAAACGGAGGACAUCGGCGCCAGCAGGCCUACAUCACCCCCAACAUCGCCACCCAAGCCCCGUACUCCUUCCAUCACAACAGCCCCUCCCACACAGGCAACGUUCACCCGCACCUGGCUGCCACGCACCUGCCCAGCCAGCCACACCUCUACACCUACACAGCACCCGCUGCUCUGGGCUCCACCAGCACCGUGGCCCACCUGGUGGCAUCGCAGGGCUCGGCGCGCCACGCGGUCCAGCACGGAAGCUACCCACCGAGCAUCGUCCACCAAGUCCCGGUCAGCAUGGGCCACCGCGUGCUGCCCUCGCCCACCCUGCACCACAGCCAGUACCAGGCCCAGUUCGCCCACCAGGCCUACAUCAGCGCCUCGCCCGCCUCCACUGUCUACACUGGAUACCCGCUGAGCCCCACCAAGGUCAACCAGUACCCUUACCUCUAGAGAAGACACUGACUGACACUGGAGAGCCUGACCCAGCGCUGCUGCUUGCCUCAACCCCACCCUGAGCCCCCAUCCGACAUCCUAAACAUCCUCUCCUCAACCUCAGACAUAAACAGAGACAGAGGAACAUGCAAUCCUCAUGAAACUGUCACGUAUAACUUGAAGAUUUAACGACAGAGAGAAAAAGAAAAAAUACGAUUCACAGCCUCUCUAGAAGGGAAAGAUGGGGGGUUGGAUUUCAGAGGGGUACAGUUCAAGAAGUUUUCUUUUGAUUUUUUCUUUUCUUUUCUUUCUUGAAAGGGCCAGUUUUUGCUUUUAUUUGCCUGUUCUUUGCUUUAUUUUAUGAGGAAAACGACGUUUCAUUAGUUUCACAGGGAAGUUUGAAGAAGGCCUUUCUGGGACAGUGGAGGUUUUCUCGUUUGGUUUCUUUUUGUUUCCCCUCUUAUAUUUGGGAAGUGACUGUUGAACAGGGGUUACUGACUGGAAGUCUGGAAUCCCAAGAGAUUUGGGAAAAGGUGAAAUACGGAAACCUGCUGCUCUUCAAAGAAAAAAAUAUUGAUGGCCUUGAACUGUCUUAGUAUUUCCAAAUCAUUCGUGGUGUGGGGAGAAAACGAGAGGCAACUUCUCCCACUCCACCUCCUCCAGCAGAGGAGGCUUCUGGAAAUAUAACCAACAGAAGACAACAAACUUUUUAGUGUAUUUAUAGAUAUUUUCCUUUACGUUUCACCUUUCUGAUGAUACUUCAGUUUUAGCUAGGUGUCUUAGCUGGGCCCCGUUCUUAGAAUGUAGCAGUCUGCACCUGUUUGUUUAAGAAGAAAACUUUUUUUCUCUCCCCUGAUACCAAUAGAUUUAUUUGUUCCUCCUUUUUUUCUUUUUUUUUUUUCAAUGUGAUUGCACAAAGUGGUUAUAAUAACAUAGGCAUGUACAACGUGAUUGUCUGUGUGUGCUACUGUCAGCCAUGCGUGUGUAGUCCACCUCCUCAAAACCCUCUGCAGUCUUUAGGUUUUGACCAUUGUUCCCUCGUAGUGCCUUACAGAUAUAACAACACAGUUUACUUGGCUUGGAUCCUGAAAGCCACAAGAGACUAUAGCUAUACUUAGAGAGUCAUGUUUCCCUGGUUUGACAUCCUAAUCGGGGCAGUUGUAGCUCUCUUCCAGGUGUAGGCUCAGCCCUUGCUGUUCCUUGUCCUUAACGACAGCAUACCAUAGAUGAUGAAGAUUAAUGUCAGAGCUGGUAUCACGCUGAGCUGUUUUAUUAUGUGUGCAUGAGAUAACUUGCCUGGGGUACUUACCAAAGUCAUAGAUAAAUUCUUGUUACAUUUGCGCUGGAUAUUAAUGUAAAUAUGAAAAAAAUGUACAGUAUAGCUGUAGCUGUAAACCUCUAUCACAGUGGCACCCAAAAAACAACAACGUGGCUUUAGUUUGGAGUGUAUUUGUUUCUUUUAAACACACAAGGGAAUAGGCGCUAUCGCCAUCGCGGAGCAAAGCUCAGUUUUCAUGCACAAGGAAUGCGUUACAGUAUAAGACACAGUAGAGGUCGUUUUUUAAGGUUAAAAGCUAGUCCGAGAGAAGGGCCUGACAGGAAGUGAUUGUUGCCGUGAGGGUGAUUCUGUGAGGCUGGAGAUAGCCUGGCUGCAGCAAAACAAACAGAAAAGAGCAGAGUAGAGAGGGCUGUUUGAGAGAGACACUGUGUAGGCAUGAGUUAAGGGGCUGGUUGAAAGCGUAGGGUCAGUUUAGGAAGGGGCCGUGGAGGGCAGGGUGAAACUCACUAUCUUAAAUGGGACUAAAAUGGUAGCAAGUUGGCAAUGAGCAGGUUGAUAGUAACACUGAGCCCAGGUUGUGGGUAGGAGCCGCGGGAGGCAGCGAGCGGGCACUGCAUCACCCGAAUGCACACUUAAAAUUCUGACACCAAUUCUUUUGUUGUCGUCGUUUGUUUCAAUUGGAAGUUAAUUAGUCGCGCUCGAGGUUUUUGUGUUUUUUUGGGGGGGGUAGCGUCUCGGAGCUGCAGGAACAGAACAGAAGGGAAAUGCCGCAGCGUACACCUGGAAGGGCACCUUGUGGAUGGUUUGUUGCCACUGUCCAUUUGUCUUCGAACCAGGUACACCACAGACAUCACCACGCCAGCCAGACGGGAUACCUGAACACUUUAGAGAACCAAUAGGGCUGUUGCUUUGUGUGUUUUGCUGCUUGAUUUAACAGACUUCAUUUUCUCGUAGCCGAUGAUAGAAAUAAUCUCCCCCUCUGUUCAUUCGUCCUCCUGAACGUGGGCACAUCAGAACUGCUGGUGGUUUUAGUGAAAGCCUUCCCUCUCCUUCAUGCCAUAGUACUUGCAUUUGAAGUGAUUUUUUUUUUCUUUUUUUUUUAACAUUAUCUUGAACUUUUUGGACAUGGCUGUAGUACAUGUUGUGUUUAUUUUUUAGAGAUUGUUGCAAUAAUUCUUGUGGAUGUUUUAUCAGAGUGUGUGUGUGUGUGUGUGUGUGUGUGUGUGUGUGUGUGUGUGUUUUUAUUAUAUGUCAGGCUCAUUUCUAUUUUGUAACCUGGGGGUUGAUGUACAGUAAUAUUUAGUAUUCCGUGGAGGUGGGUGCACCUGUGUAAAGUGUUCCAACACUGCUGACGUGUUGAGUUGAUGAUAAUCCACUGGGGCCCCCUUACAGACACACACUUGGCUCGAGGGUGCCUCCACACCCAGGUUUUGAACAGUCCUAUGAUGGGCCCCGGAGUGGUCUUUCAUCCUGGUACUUUCCUCAAAAACUCUCCACUCCCCCCCCCAUCAGCUCCAGCAUGCAAGCCUCGGGUCCGGGCACUUAAAGAUGUGAUUACAUAGUGUGUUGCUGGUUACAUCAUUCGUCUCUGUUCUGUUGUUGUCGUCUUUUUUUUUUUUUUUCUUUAUAAUUUUAUUUGAUGUACUUAAUUUCCUCUGGGCCGCUGGGGCCUAAGCACACACGCAUAAGGGAGAUGAUUUUCCAUUGAAAUCCUUUGACUCCUCUGUUAUGAGACAAACUACUGAAACAUUCCACUGUCUGAGGGAAUCUGGCAUUACCCAUGCUACACUGCUGUCCCGUCCCCCCAGCCCUCCAGCCCCAGCUCUCGUCGGCACGGGGAUGAUGUUGUCACACUCUGACUCUUUUGCUCGUCCCACCAAAGAAUUCUACCAGAUCGACCGUGUACAGCACAGCACACCUACAGUACAAGCAAUCCUCCGCCGCGUUGCUUGAGCAAGACAGGCAAUAACUUCUGGUCUCAUCUUUAACAUGAUAUUUUUAAAAGUGCUUUUGAGGACAUGUUGUUUUUACCACCAUGAUACACAAUAUACAAGUGCACAGGGCGGUUCUGGUUCACGUCAUGCAUACAGCUCAGUCAUUCGAUUCUGGACAGUUCAGCCAUGAGAACAGCUGCAGUCUGUUUUAAUUCCUGUUUUUGCUUUCAUUACUCUUCACACUUUGCCCCUGCCUAGAUUAAAUCAGUAUAAUUAUCUAACCUCUCUCCAAAUCGUUUUAUAAGCCAGUUUUUUUUUCUUCUGUUGUUGAUGUUGUAGCUUUAUUAGUGUUGUACGAUUUGUAAAACAACAACAACAAAAAAAGGUUUGUUUCACAAUAGCGUGCCAUGGAACAGAACGACCUGUAAAAAUGAAUUAAUCAAAAGAAAAACAACAGCUAUACCUUUAAACCAUGGUCACCUGCACAAAAUGAAUGUAAUACGUGACCUGCGACAUCUGGAAAUGGCUUUAGCUCCGUCUCAGUGGGUGACCCUUAGUUUAAUUUCUACACCGUUUGUGGCCACGCAUGAUGCAAUAAUUAUACAUUUGAUCUCCAGGAAAAUCCCAUCUGAGACUAAUAAUGUAAAAUUACCACUAUCCUCAUAAUUAGGGGGGGAUAUCAAAUAAUCACUAUUUUGUCGACUGAAACGAGCGGUUACCCAGAAGGCGCGACAUCGUGGAAGAUAACCUGACGUGUACGAUACCUUUUGUCUCUCAUUUGGUUUCACAUAACCGACGUUUUGUGUUUUAUACAAAAGAAAAAAGAAAAAAGGGGAAUCAGAAAUGUGAGCAUUAAUGUAGAUCGAGUGACCUUACAAUUACCAAAAUGUGCUUAAGUAGAGUGUGAAGAUGUUUCUGUGUCGCUGAGGUGAGUUUAGCCUUCCCAGCUAGCAACUUUAUCGUUAAGUACUGCCUUCCAAAUAACCAACAAUACCUCCAAAGCUUUAAGGUGACAUUUAAAUUAGAGAAAACUAAAAAAAAAACAAAAAAAAAGGCAGCAUCUCUUUCUCUCUCUCUCUGUCUCUCUCUGAAGCCUGGCAUUCUCCUAUGAAAUACACUCAAACUUCCAGUGUUGCUCCCGGUGUUGUCGUGCGUACUCCUCGUCCUGGAGCUUCGGAAACGCUCAGAAACAUUCCUGAGAGCGCGGCACAGUGCUACAUUAGUCUUCUUCGAAACAAACUCCUCUAGGGUGACUUGAAGCUUAGUAAGUGAACAGACAACCUGCAACAUCAAACCACACAACACUUGCACGGUAGAGAAAUCGUUUGGCAAAGUCGCAGCUGCUUCCCAAAGUACAAAGACGUGGAGGACAGGUGUUCGGUGGAUAAAUCAUGUGCUGAUGAACUUUCUGUCACCAGGAAAAUUCAUGAUCUAGUUACACAAGCAUUCUUAAAGCCCUUUUGGAUAAGAGUGUAUGGUUUGUUUUUUUUUUGUUGUUUUCUUUUUUUUUCUUUUAAACCUUUGUUAAGGGGAUCUGCUCCUUUUGCUGGCUAUUCCUUGGGGGAAUUCAGGGUGCGGUGGUCAAGGUUUGAUGCCAUCACUGAUGGAGGGUGUCAGGUUAUUGCAAAAUACGAAUUUAAAGAACCAAAACUGAAGCAAAUAUGAUUUCCUGCCAUCAGUAAUUGGUAUAAUACGAAACAAGGAUUGAUUUCUGCCACCUGGUUUCUCUAAAUUGUAAUACUUGGGUCCCCUUUUCAUAACAUAAAAAGCUAACCACCAAGAAGAUGUUUUUUGUGCCGAUAAUUGACUUAAAAUCUGGAUGUGGUCGAUCAAAGCCAGAUUUUAUUGGUUACGCUGCAAAAAAUAUCCGUCUGAAGCUGGAGGUCACGUCAAAAAUCACAAUCCUCACAACGAUAAGAGUAAAUUAGUGAAGUUAUUAAAUAGCUACUCGCACAAUACCGCUUAUGAAAGCGAUAAUUAACAUUUUCUAAAGACCUAAGAGUGCAUCAAACCCUGACCCCCUUUCGUGUCCAUUGCUGUAUGGUUUCUCAAUGGUGUAAAAUCUCAUUCUUUGUCGAUAAAGCUAAUGUGUGCUGCAGUAUUUCCUAGUAUACUUCUCCGUUAAUUGUCUUUUCUUAUUUACUUUUUGUUUAUUGGGGUGUGAUGUCUCAUUAUUUCGAUCUGUUGAUGUAGCGUUCUAUGUAUACCCUGUUCCUUAGCCUAAUAUUAUUAAGUAUGUUAUGAGAAUGGAUAUUUUACUGGCUUUAUAGAAUGUUUAAAUAAAUAUAAUAAUGACAAUAAGAAAAAGGAUUAAUUAAACCUCCUAACAAGUUGAGUACUUGCUACUAAGCGCUUGUGUUACCAUUAUGAUGUUGUGUGCUUCUCUUAAUCAUUUUCGUUGUAGAAAAAUGGAGUGAAUUUAUAUUAGGCUUCGAAAAAACUAAUGAUAGCAUUGUAAAUUUUACAGGAGGAUUUUAACAGACAAACAGCUUCGUCAAAUAGAAGAAUAUAGUUAUUUUAAUUGUCCUCUUUACUAACUGUAGGGUGAGAAGGGGCUCGCGUUGUGGUGAACUAUGUUAUAGCUUGUUAUUCACUGUUACUUUUGAUCAUUUUUUCGGUCUCCGAGGUGAAUCGAGUUAUUAAUGAGAAUUUGUAUGCUCACAUAUGCAUAUUGUAUAUGUGUAGAAAUGUAAUCACACUUUGUCUUGGAUUUACAUUAAACUGUUAAGUCACGGCA